AUGCCUCUAACUAUCGUUGUAUCCUGCAGGAAUUUGAAUUCAGAGUUUGCCACACAGAUAGCCAAGGAGCAUGUGGAAAGGGAAUAUGCCGUCGUUGGCAGCUGGGAAGAUACGAAUAUUACGUUGGCCGUGCUUGAAGCAUAUAUACCACGAUUCUUUGCCAAGGCCACAGAACUCUACUACUCUAAGCAGGACAAGUUUAUGAAGAAUGCAACGCCGCAUGAUAAGCAUCUGGACGAGGAUGUGGAGACGUAUUUGAAGCAACAUUUUGCCUAUGAAAUUGAAUUGUACAACUUUUGUAAGCAGCGCCUCUAUAAGCAGUAUAUAGCCAUCAGAAAGACUGAAUUCGAACAAGAAUCUGUAGCCAAUAAUCAGACCUAAAUACAGAAUAUUAUUUUCAUGUACAUAUACAAAUUUGCAAGCAACGUGUGUGUGUGUCUUUCUUUUCUACUUUCGCUACUAAUCUCAAGUUGGGUUUAUGGUUAAGCAUCAAUCAGUGCAGUGCUAUCAACGGCUCCCCUUCCCCUCGCAUUCC
This is a messenger RNA of Drosophila sulfurigaster albostrigata, 535 nucleotides long. Its product is annotated as heparan sulfate 2-O-sulfotransferase pipe-like. Lineage: Eukaryota; Metazoa; Arthropoda; Insecta; Diptera; Drosophilidae. The coding region runs from base 1 to 381 and encodes 126 amino acids. Gene Ontology annotation, cellular component: membrane. The transcript has 2 exons. Gene Ontology annotation, molecular function: sulfotransferase activity. The record is from RefSeq and is a predicted model, not a curated record.